Messenger RNA from Adineta steineri, 1451 nucleotides. The record is from the annotation of a GenBank genome assembly. Lineage: Eukaryota; Metazoa; Rotifera; Eurotatoria; Adinetida; Adinetidae.
AUCCGACAUUUGAUCGAUUUGGACCUAUCAAUCGAGAUCAUUUACUUCUGGCAAAUGUAUCUUGUCAAGAAUUAACCCAAGAACAACAACGACGUCGCAAUCAUUAUACAUUUCAUCAACCAUUUACUAUUAUUGAUCAAAGUGUUGAUAUUAGUGUUCGACCAUUCUUUAUCUAUAUCUAUCAUCAUUUAUAUGAAGAUUUAGUACAACGUUUUCAUGUUAAUAAUGCUAUUCUUGAUUAUAAUUAUGAACGUCUUCGUCAAUGUCUAAAUAUUAUGACACAAGAACGAAUUCAAUAUGAUUAUCUGUCUGAGACUACUAUUGGUAGUGAAAAAUUACGUAUCGAUGAGUAUGCUCUAGCAUUAGAGUUUUAUCUACAAAUUGAUGAUGAAUUGUUUUUUAUGAAAACAUGUUCUUUUCGUAAUGCUAAGCCAUCAUUAUACAAUCAUCAUGGUAUCUUCUGUAUUGAUGAACCAAAAGCGCUCUAUGGUCUAAAACCAUGUGAACAAGUUACAUGUCGAUUUUGUUUUCCCAUCACCGAUAUUCUUACUCGUGGUCGACAAAGUCAAUCAGUUGUUCAAUUUUCAUCAGCACAAAAACAUCGUUUUGUCAAUGGAUAUGAAGCUAUUCUCAAUUGUCCAGUGACUUGUACUACAAAGAAUAUUCUCUAUGCUUUGACAUGUCCAUGUGGUCAAUAUGAUUAUAUUGGAUAUACAGCAAUGUCAUUAGAUGAACAACUUAAAUAUCAUCGUGAGCAUGGUAAUCGAAUCAUGCAUGAAUUUAUUCUUGGUUCAGUCAAUAGUAGUCGUAUGCGACAACAAACCAAAUCACAAGAAGAAUUAACAGCUGAUAAUAUGUUACUUUACAAACAUUCAGCUCGUUGUUCAUAUGCUAUUCAAAUGUUUCUGGAUUGUAAUCCACAAUAUUGGUGUUUCGUACCAAUGCCAAAGAUGGAAGCACGAACACAAAAUCUUACAUCUGAUUUCCCAAGUAAUAUUAUAAUGUUUCCAUCGAAUACUCAUUCACGUCGUGAUCAAGAAGCUAGUACAUACAUGAUUGAUUUACCUCCAUUGCCAUCAGAAAACUAUACGUUUUCGACAAAUCAACGUACUCAACAAUUUUAUAUGUUCAAAGAGAAAUGUGAUCUUUUUCUGCCUAACGUUCAUCUAGAUCUAUAUAAUGCUACCAUCAUUGCUGUUUUACCGGAGAAUUGUUCUGAAUUAUUUUAUCGAUUAAUCGAAGCAUUAUUCAUUACACAUGCUCAAACUAAAUUAAAUACAUUAGGUCAUUUAGAUGGUAUGAUUGUUGAAAAUAACAAUUGUAAUGAUAUAAAUGCACGCAUGGUUGAUGAUCGUCGUGGUAAUUGGUGUCAAAAUCUUGUUCGUCGUCCUAGCAUGUUGCAUGAGACACGAAAAAGAAUGAAUCCUCGUCUCAAUCCUCAUUUCCAAUAA